AUGCAGAGAGAGGACGGAAGAAUGAUCGAACUCUUGAAACAAUGUCCACACAUUGCAAGUUUGUCGGAGGAGGAACAACAGGCCUUGAUCAAACAGGAGAAUUUUCUGAAUCAUAUUCCUCAUCCGCACGUGUCUCUAAUAUUGAAACAACAUGAUGAUAAUCAAAGCAAUGACCAUGUUCCAAAAACUUGCCCAUACUUUUCGUCCAACGAAGCAGUGUCCGAGGCUUCAUCUUCUUCAACAAGCAACAACCAAGAGUUGAAAUGUCCCUAUCAAUCUGUUUUAAAUGGAGAGCAAUCUGCAAUGAAAGCCUCUGAUUUCAAAUGUAACAAAUGUUCUGCCUAUUUGAUUGGCUGCAUGAGCUCCAAAACAGAAUCCCUUUGUAAAUAUUGUUAUCAAGAGUUAGUGAAUACCAACGAAGGACAACACUCAAAUUAUGAAAGUGAUGAUUUCAAACAGCACCUAACAGACAGUUAUGUAGAAAUAUUAUUUGAAAGAAACGAGAAUGAGAGGAGCAAAAACAACAAUUCGGAGCUAAACGAAACUGAAUUGAAAUUACGAAGAAUUGAAUUUUAUACUAAUUUAGCAAAACAAGAAUAUGCACUAAACAAAAAUUGUGGCCCCUAUUGGAUGGAGAAAGCAAGAAGCAUUGCAUUUAAAGACAUUUUCAUUGCCACACAUUCCAAAUGUGAAUUGCAUCCAAAACUAUUGAUUUUGUUUUGUGUUACAUCCGGCUAUUUGAGCGACAUGUUGCAAACAGUUUCUACUGACUUUACACAAAUUACUGAAAUGUUGGAAGAAACUAUUUCUACAGUUAAUAGUGCAACAAGUGUACUACAUAAUCCAUCCACCAAUGAUAGAGAAGAAUUAGCCAAAGUCCUCUCUGUAACAUCUAUCAAAUUGGGAGACGUAUUUUCGUACAAAAUGAAAAAUUUAGAACGAGCCAAGCAAAUUUAUGAGCAGCUCAUUUCGAACAGCCUAACUGUGGAAAGUGUGGUAAUAUCGCAUGCCAAAAUUGGAGACAUGCAUUUGCUCACAAGAGACAGAGAGCAAGCCUUGCAGUACUUCACUCGAGCUUUGGAGUUUUUAAAAACGAGUUCUGCACUUGACGACAAGAAUACACCUUUGUACCAUUGGAUUUCAUCAAAAAUUCAAAAGCUGACUGAUGAAUCAAGGCUUUGA
Molecule: messenger RNA, 1182 nt
Organism: Naegleria lovaniensis
Lineage: Eukaryota; Heterolobosea; Eutetramitea; Acrasida; Naegleriidae
Exons: 1
Coding region: 1-1182 (393 amino acids)
Molecular function (GO): protein binding
Source: RefSeq, a predicted model, not a curated record